GCUGUGGCUCAAAGACCCAACAAAUGAGCCCAAGUGAGAGAGAGAAAAAGAAGCACUAGGAUGAAAGAAUUUAUAUUUUUCUUUAUGUCUGUCACAAACUUUGCCGCCAAAGCCAAUCUCACUUUCCCGCCAAAAUCCUUGGACCCAAUUGUUGAGGUUACUGAGUGAUCUAAAAGAGAGAGCAACAUCUCAUCUGCUUUCGCUCGAACUUGAAUAAUCCCAAUUGUUUGAUAGAAAUUUAAAUGCAGAUUCAGGUAAAAUGCAGCUGCGGAGAGGAGAAAUGCGCGGAAUGGGCAAUUCUAGAGCUUCAAGGUGUUGUUGAAGCCCAACCCUCCUUCAAAGAUCGACUCCAAAAUCUUCGAAUUGGCACCCUCUGCCGCCCCACUUAUCAGGAAACUUAUACAUUUACGGUUGGAUAUCAUGAGUUGACUGGAACCAAGGUGCCCUUGAAAAAACCAAUGUUAGUAUUGAAGAAAAUCAAAUUUUCCACUGAAGAAGAGAAGGGUGACGUCAAUUCAUCAAGGGUGGAAUUGGACGUUAUUGGAGUAAUUCGUCAAAGGAUUCUUUUUAAAACUAGACCUAAGGCGCUCAUAUCAAAACCUCAACCUACAGAGAAGGGAAAAGUCAGUGCUGCAGUGUCCUCUAUGUACAAUUGAAUCGUACUGUUCAUGCAAUUUUGUUGAUAUUUCAAAGAUGGAGGCUUUGAUUCCUCUAUUCUUCCAAGUGAAGGGUUGAUUGCUAGUGUUGCGAAAUGACUGCAUUGUAUAUCACCCUGUAAUUUCCUUGAUUGGCUGAAAUUGUACGUGACCUGGAACUCUUACACAGUGACAGUAAUUUGAUAUAUAUACUGAACUUCAAUGACUCGUUUCAA
This is a messenger RNA of Solanum dulcamara, 871 nucleotides long. RefSeq lists its product as uncharacterized. Lineage: Eukaryota; Viridiplantae; Streptophyta; Magnoliopsida; Solanales; Solanaceae. The transcript is spliced from 3 exons. The coding region runs from base 243 to 656 and encodes 137 amino acids. The record is from RefSeq and is a predicted model, not a curated record. Gene Ontology annotation, cellular component: Ctf18 RFC-like complex. Gene Ontology annotation, biological process: mitotic sister chromatid cohesion.